GGCUUCGCCAGAGAUGAUUUCCGUUGUAUGUUAUUUGACAGUCAGUGACGAUUGACGGGAGUCCAUCAGCUCAGUGGCCGUUGAUGGACCAUCCCUAUGAAGAAACAGGGUUACAAUGGGACAGAGUACCUCGGAGCAAGAGGUCCAGGCAGAGAACCCAGAGGACGGGUUUGAAAACAUCAAGAUAUUAGUGGAGGAGGAACUACAGACGAGCAUGAUGGUGGGGAUGGUGAUUGGUGCUGGCAUCGCCAUAGUCCUCAUCGCCAUCCUCAUCUUCUUCAUCUUGCGGAGGAUCCAGCUUCGAAACCGAGAAGCUCAGGAGGCACCCAAGUACCGCUUUCGCAAGAGAGACAAAGUCAUGUUCUAUGGGCGAAAGAUAAUGCGUAAAGUCUCGCAGUCUACCUCUUCCCUGGUGGGUACAUCCUCUUCCUCUCGGCCGCGCCUAAAGAAGAAGCAGAAGAUGCUCAACAUUGCCAAAAAGAUCCUGCGCUUUAAGAAGGAGGUGCCCACUCUGCAGGCCAAGGAGCCCCCUCCCUCGGUGCUGGAGGCUGACCUCACCGAGUUUGACGUGGCCAACUCCCACCUCCCCUCCGAGGUGCUCUACAUGCUCAAAAAUGUCCGUGUGCUGGGUCACUUUGAGAAGCCCCUCUUCCUGGAGCUGUGUAAACACAUGGUGUUCGUGCAGUUCCAACAAGGGGAGUACGUCUUCAGGCCGGGCCAGCCCGACAGCAGCAUCUACGUGGUUCAGGAUGGGAAACUAGAAUUGUGCCUUACUGGAACGGAUGGCAAAGAAAGUGUGGUGAAGGAAGUUUACCCAGGAGACAGUGUCCACAGCCUCCUCAGCAUCCUGGAUGUCAUCACAGGCCACCAGAAGCCUUACAAAACGGUGUCGGCACGGGCUGCAGAGGUUUCAACUGUUCUCCGUUUACCUGUAGAGGCCUUCCUCUCUAUAUUUGAGAAGUACCCUGAGAGCCUGGUGCGGGUCGUACAGAUUAUCAUGGUUCGUCUCCAAAGAGUUACAGUCCUAGCCCUGCACAACUAUCUGGGCCUCACCAAUGAGCUCUUUAGCCAUGAAAUGCAGCCCUCGCGUCUGCCACCUCCGUCUCCCCACCCAACUCGCACCAGUCCCAUACGGCAUGGCAAGCGCUUUGGCAGCCUGACCGUGACGGAGGAGCACCGGGAAGCUGCCAUUAAGGGUGAAGCUUCAGGAGGGGAACAAGGGAAGGAUGGAGCAACAGUGCCAACUCUUAGCAGGACCAUCUCCAUGCCUGUGGACAUUGCUGGUAUACAGAAAAGUCUGAGAUCGGACUUUGACAUGGCGUACGAACGGGGACGGAUCUCUGUCUCUGCAGAGGAUGGCAACACUCCUCCUACGUUUACUCGGUCUGUAUCCCAGGACCAGCGGGAGAGGAGGGUGACAGUAGACGAGGUUCCCUCAGGGAUCUAUCUGUAUCCAGAGGAAGAGUCGGGAGUGGACAAUAUCUUCACACCCGUGUCCAGUCGGUCCUGUGCUGCUUUGUUUGAGGAAGCUCAGAAAGAGAUCCUCAAACUCAUGAAGAUUGAGGAGCCAUCCUUGAUAAAUGGGAAAGUGACUCUGCACCAUGCAAAAGCUGGAGCCGUCUUAGCCAGACAGGGAGACCAGGACGUGAGUCUGCACUUUGUCCUCUCUGGCUGUUUGCAUGUCUACCAGCGUAUGAUUGACAAGCAGGAAGCCGUCUGCUUGUUCGUGACCCACCCGGGGGAGAUGGUGGGUCAGCUCGCCGUGCUCACCGGAGAGCCCCUCAUCUUCACCAUCAAGGCCGUCCGAGACUGCACUUUCCUGAAGAUCUCAAAGUCUGAUUUCUACGAGAUCAUGAGGGAGCAGCCCAGUGUGGUGCUGAGUGCUGCUCACACGGUGGCCAUCCGCAUGUCCCCUUUUGUCAGACAGAUGGACUUUGCUAUUGACUGGAUGGCUGUGGAGGCCGGCAGAGCCCUCUACAGACAAGACGACCAGUCAGACUGCACCUACAUUGUUCUGAAUGGACGUCUGCGUUCAGUCAUCCGCAAGGCAAAUGGCAAGAAAGAACUAGUUGGGGAAUACGGCAGAGGAGAUCUCAUCGGAGUGGUGGAAGCCUUGACCAGACAGCCAAGAGCCACCACCGUCCACGCUGUGAGAGACACAGAGCUGGUCAAACUGCCAGAGGGAACACUCAACAACAUCAAAAGACGAUAUCCCCAGGUGGUGACGAGGUUGAUCCACUUGUUAGGCCAGAAGAUUCUGGGGAACCUGCAGCAGGGUCGCGGACCCUUUUCAGGUUCAGCCCUGAAUCUGCCCAGUAUGACAGCCAGUGCUGAUGUCACCAACCCAGCCAGCAACCUCUCCACUGUGGCUGUCCUGCCUGUAUGCGAUGAGGUGCCGAUCAAUGCGUUCAACCUGGAGCUCAGCCAUGCCCUCAAUGCCAUUGGGCCCACUCUGCUGUUAACCAGCGAAAUAAUCAGAGAGCGACUGGGCGCCUCUGCUUUGGACAGUAUCCAUGAGUACCGUCUCUCCGGCUGGCUGGCCCAGCAGGAGGACAUCAACCGGAUUGUUCUCUACCAGACUGACAACAGCAUGACGCCAUGGACUCAGCGCUGCAUCCGCCAGGCUGACUGCAUCCUCAUCGUGGGCCUGGGGGACCAGGAGCCUGCCCUGGGAGAGUUGGAGCAGAUGCUGGAAAACACAGCAGUCCGGGCUCUGAAGCAGCUGGUUCUUUUGCACAGAGAGGAUGGGCCGGGCCCCUCCAGGACGGUCGAGUGGCUCAACAUGCGUAGCUGGUGCUCCGGGCACCUGCACCUCAAAUGUCCCCGCAGGGUUUUCUCCAGACGCAGCCCCAGCAAACUAAGGGAGGUGUAUGAGAAGGUGUUUGAGAAAACGGCAGACAGACACAGUGACUUCUCUCGGCUGGCCCGAGUCCUGACUGGAAACAGCAUCGCUGUGGUGCUGGGAGGAGGCGGAGCCAGAGGCUGCUCGCAUGUGGGUGUGAUCAAAGCUAUGGAGGAAGCGGGGAUUCCUAUUGACAUAGUGGGUGGGACCUCAAUCGGCUCAUUCAUCGGCGCGCUGUAUGCUGAGGAGAGGAGUGCCGUCAGAACCAAACAGAGAGCCAGAGAGUGGUCCAAGGCAAUGAACUCAGUCUUCAAAACAGUCCUGGACCUGACCUAUCCCAUCACGUCCAUGUUCUCCGGUUCUGCCUUCAACACCAGCAUCUAUAAAGUGUUCCAGGACAAGCAAGCUGAGGACCUGUGGCUGCCAUACUUUAACGUCACCACCGACAUCACGGCCUCAGCCAUGCGUGUUCACCAGGAUGGCUCUCUGUGGCGCUAUGUGCGGGCGAGCAUGACCCUCUCGGGGUACCUGCCGCCUCUCUGUGACCCCAAAGAUGGCAACUUGCUAAUGGACGGUGGCUACAUCAACAACCUGCCAGCGGACAUUGCGAGGAACAUGGGUGCCAGAACAGUCAUUGCCAUCGACGUGGGUAGCCAAGAUGAAACCGACCUCUGUAACUAUGGCGACUGCCUGUCUGGCUGGUGGUUGCUGUGGAAACGAAUCAAUCCCUGGGCAGAGAAAGUAAAGGUCCCCGACAUGGCAGAGAUCCAGUCUCGGUUGGCCUACGUGUCUUGUGUGAGGCAGUUAGAGGUGGUGAAGAAGAGUGCCUACUGCGAGUACAUCAGACCGCCCAUCGAUCGCUUCAAGACCAUGGACUUCGGCAAGUUUGAUGAGAUCUAUGAUGUGGGCUACCAGCAUGGCAAGUUGCUGUUCACUGGCUGGGCCCGAGGUGACAUUAUCGAGAACAUGCUGAGGGACCAUCGCUCAGCCGAUUACAACGACAGCAAGAGAACUGACUCCUGCUCGUGUGUGGGAGCUGACUUCACUGACCUUGCAGAGAUUGUAUCCAGGAUAGAGCCAGUCCAAAGCUACGUAGCUGCAGAUGCGGAGGAGUCAGACUGUCUGACAGAGUACGAGGAAGACGGGAUGGACACUGUGAGAGAGGAGGAGGGGGAGGAAGAGGAGGAAGAGGCAGAGGACCCUGAGGAUCACUCCCCUGGAGAGUGGGGCCAGAACGGAGUCUUUCAAACUGAUGAGGAGAAAUCUGUGAGACAGCGCAGGAAACUCACCAGUGACUCCAACACCUCCGAGGUCUCCGAUUGCUGACAGAGGGCCAUGGAGGAGUAGAGGGAGACAAACCAGACCAAGGGCCAAAAUACAGGUCCAUAAGCUGUCAAGGCUAGAGACUUGAACGCCACACUCAGCUCCUGCAACUACUGAAACUCUGAAAUACUGUUUUUGUUUUUUGUUGGGGUUUUUUUCUGCAGGAACUCACCAUUCAUGCUCUAAACUAUUGAACCUUUUUGCAUCAAGCGGCUUCCCCCUCACUCCGUAAUUCACGUUUUGACCCCACAGUCGAAAAUGAAAGUGUACGGUCUCAAAUGAGAACGGCCUUUUUAAGAUCUACCCCACCCAGCAGGCUCUCUCAUCACUUUCACACCAAACUGACCCAUUGCCAGAAUCCCUGCCUGCCAACUCCCAAACCUGCCAAAACCGGGACUCCCCCAGUAACCAACUAAACAAAACAGGGACGCUUAAAACUUUCAAUUCAGUCUCCUGUUUCUCAGUUUCAAAUGGCCAGAAGGACCUACCGUCUGUGUCUCUGAAUCUUCAUGUGCGUCUGUAAUGUCGAUACAUCUUCAUUGCACUCCAUUAACAUAUGACACGGUCCUUUAAUUUCUUGUGUGAGCUUGUUGGGAUGCGUGUGUAUAUGUUGACUGUUUGCUGUGAUUUGUUGAACAGUAGCAGGACACUGAAGAGAAGUGAGAAAAAUAUAUAAUAGAGCUGUAGUUAGUUAGAGUUAAAAGUUUAGCUUCAGAUGUCAAGAGGCGGGAGCUGUAGGAGAAAUAGAUGCUCAUGUAGACACCAAAGUAGACUUUAUGUUGAAUGAACAGAGUUGGACCAGCGUUGGGAAGCUGAAUGAGGAUGGGUAAAAAAUCUUGAGUGUGGAAGGUAGAAAAAAAAUUUAAGGAGAUAAAAAAUCAUGGAUGGAAGAAAAGAGAUGGACCAGUGCAUAAACUUUUAAUUUAUUUUAUUUAAAAUUCACCUAGAAUAUAGCAGAGGAAGCUCGAUGCGCUGUAUGUACACUGAACAGAUGAUGGCGAAAAUGUGUGAUGAAAAUGAGACGAGUGAAUGAGAUGAUUUUACCGAGUGGAUGACGUUGUGUCUGUGUGCUUGAAAUUUAGUGUUUUGUUUGAAAUGAUGCCAGAAAAAGACGUUGCCUUUUCAACCAGUGUUUGAUCCACUCACGGUGACGGUGGAGAAGAGAGCGGUCGUUUUACUGACACUACACAACAAACCAGUGUGUGCCCACCUCUGCUUGCACAAGGUCACACAUACAGUACUCAAGGUUCCUUCGUGUAGCAGACAAUAAUUCGUGUGUAUGACAGAGUGUCUGAGACUGUACAGUAAUGAAAAUCUUUAAAAAACCUCGCCAACAAUUUAUUGUCGGAUAAUACGCAGAAACUUUGGGUACUCCUUUACUUCAAAUGGGCAGAAAUUCACCUCAUGUAACUAUUAACACUGAAUUAACAUGGACCUCUUGUAGAUUGUAACAAGAUUAUAUUAUAAAAUACACAAUGUUGAUAUCCAUAUAUGUAUAUGAGGUGGAAAUUUGUAAGUUGAUGCUUUGCUGCGAAACAAGGGAACCUUCACAUAAAAAUGGUUUCUUCUUUUAAAAUUCAUUUUGUUUUAUUUAUAUAUGUUAACUACUGGCUUUUUAAAAAGUAUUUUCUUUUUUUUAAUUCGUUGGGGUUAGGGGUGUCUUAUUUCAAUUAACUCGGCUUUAGCUGUUUUGCACUGAAAUAUUUGAAGUAUUCCUUGCUCAGAAAAUGUUUGGUUUAAUGACAGCCAACCUUGAGAUGCCAAGGGAAUCUAAAGAAUAAAAAACACUGAGAUGAUAAUUUAAUAUGCAUAUUGGGAAAUAAAUAUAAUAUGCAGUA
This is a messenger RNA of Epinephelus moara (kelp grouper), 6003 nucleotides long. It is a transcript of the gene pnpla6, whose product is annotated as patatin-like phospholipase domain containing 6. The transcript is spliced from 36 exons. The record is from RefSeq and is a predicted model, not a curated record. The coding region runs from base 116 to 4168 and encodes 1350 amino acids. Gene Ontology annotation, cellular component: endoplasmic reticulum. NCBI's taxonomy places the organism in Eukaryota, Metazoa, Chordata, Actinopteri, Perciformes, Serranidae. Gene Ontology annotation, biological process: phosphatidylcholine metabolic process. Gene Ontology annotation, molecular function: phosphatidylcholine lysophospholipase A1 activity.